Messenger RNA from Prorocentrum cordatum, 1385 nucleotides. NCBI's taxonomy places the organism in Eukaryota, Dinophyceae, Prorocentrales, Prorocentraceae. The record is from the annotation of a GenBank genome assembly.
CUCAAGGCUCAGCGCAAGUUUGAUGUUUUCCAAGUUCUAACCGGAAACCCCACUCGGGCAUCUCCGAGUUAUCUGAUAAAUCCAAUCGUAUACAAUCCGACAUGGUAUCCGUAUCUCCGCGCCCUCUGGUUGAGAACCGCUUGGUGCUCAUUGCAGCGGCCAUCUUCGUCGGGCUGAUCGCCUUCGGCCCCACGCCCUCGUUCGCGCAGGACGGCGAGCAGGUCUCCGGUGCGCCCAGCGGCGAACUGCACAGGAUCCUCAUCCCGAAGUGCCUCGUGGCAUGCUUGCCGUCGCCCUUCACGCCCAAAGGAAGAGACAGACGAGAGGAAAGAGAGGACGAGGAGGAGGAGGAGGAGUACGACGACGACGAAGAUGGUGACAAGCAGGCAGAAGAGGUGCAGCAGCACCGUCCGAGAUCCUCUUCUUGCGCCACCGUCGCUGAUCUGACAUCGUUCGUGGUCGGCCUCGUCUUCUUCCGCCGUCGACCUGCUGGGCGGCCAGGACAGUGAGGCUUUAGCGCGACGAGCUUUUGUCUGCCCGAGGACAGGAGGCAACGUCACGCGGGCGAGUGCCGCAGCGAUUGAUCGCGGCAUCCCGCAUCAAUUCUAGAGGCGAUACUGGAAAGAGCAUCCCCUCUGCUUGGGUAGGUCAUAGUGGGAUGAGUCGCUUGCUAGGCCACUGCUGCAUUGCCAUCGCAGUCACCGAGCUACCACCAAUUAGUUGUCUCUCGCACUUGGCCAAGUACACGACGGGAGCCUAAUUGCUAAGAUGCUUAAUGCUGGGACCAAUCGCAGGUUCAAGUCUCAGAUCUACCAGAUUGGUCAGUGGAAAUUGCCGUCCUCAUGCGCCGUGUUGUGAGACCACAAUUGAAGUGGCCUCAGUCAACAUCGAGCCGUGCUGAUCGUGCACUCGCAGCAAGUUUGCGCUGGUAAUGGGUUCGACCGCACGUCGGGAUUACGUACCUAGUAGCGUUGCACGGUGCCGCGGGAAGGCAGCGAUAAUGGCAUCCGUAUCUUCGUACCACAUGCGAGGGAUCUCGCUGGCCGCCACGGCCCUGACCCUGAUGCUGCUGGCCUUCGGUCGACGAACAGGGAACGGCAUCGAACGAGGUUGCCUCACCGAGGGGGCACGCCUUGUCCGGCCGACGCAACUGUGGCCCCGCUGGCGAGGCAUGGGCGCGGGGCGAUCCCGGGGCCGCCCCAGGGCGGCCGUCACCCCCGGGGUUGGAGCUCCUCGUCCCGUGCCGCUCCUCGUCCGCCGAGUCGGGAGGGGGAAGGAGGCGCCCACCACCCGCCAGGCCUCCGCUGGCGCAGCCGGGACCCAGGCCUCGGUGGGAUGGCAGCUCCUGUUGUGGAAGCCGAUCAAUGGAGAGGAAGCGUGCUGCC